AGCAAAUGAGCCCAAAAAAACUUGAAGUAGUGUGAAUGAGCGACUCACCGGCUAAAAUCAUGGCAGCUGUGGACAUCUUUCCUUAUCCCCACCACUACACUCAACACACCUGUAUAUAUAUCUAUAUCUAUCUAUCUCUAUAUAUUCCAAAGUGGGCACAAUCCGCCAUUAAUGCCUUUUUAUCUCAACCUUUAUUCACCACCCCUACAAACCCACCUGGCUCAUGUUAGUUAGCCACUUCUUUUAACUCACCAUAACCACCGACCAAACACUUUUUUUUUUUUUAGCAUUAUAUUUUCUUCAAAAAAAGAGUGUGUAGCAAAAAGCAUAUUGUUGAAGUGAUAAAAAGAAGACCUUGUUUCAAGAAGAAUAGUACUACUAGUUCUCAAUGGGAAUUUGUUUGAGUGCUAGAAUCAAAGCUGAAAGCCCUGAUCACACUGGGGUAAGUUCAAAAAAUGUAAGUGAUAAUGGCAAUUCGAGUGGGAGCAAGGCCUCAUCAGUCCAACCAACUCCAAGAACUGAAGGUGAAAUCUUACAAUCAGCCAAAUUGAAGAGUUUUAACUAUUCUGAUCUCCGAAAUGCCACUAGAAAUUUCCGUCCAGACAGCGUGUUGGGAGAAGGUGGGUUUGGGUCGGUUUUUAAAGGGUGGAUCGAUGAGCAGUCGUUUACUGCUGCAAAAGCUGGGACUGGAGUUGUUAUUGCCGUCAAAAGACUUAAUCAAGAAAGCUUUCAAGGUCAUAGGGAGUGGCUUGCAGAGGUGAACUAUUUAGGCCAGUUUUCACACCCGAAUCUUGUGCAUUUGAUUGGAUAUUGUUUGGAAGACGAACACCGGCUUUUGGUUUAUGAGUUCAUGCCACGUGGGAGCUUGGAGAAUCACUUGUUCAGGAGAGGAUCUUACUUCCAACCACUUUCCUGGAGUCUUCGAUUAAAGGUUGCUCUUGGAGCCGCUAGAGGACUUGCUUUUCUUCAUAGUGCCGAAACAAAAGUAAUUUAUAGGGAUUUCAAGACUUCUAAUGUUUUGCUUGAUUCGGAGUAUAAUGCAAAACUCUCUGAUUUCGGCCUAGCCAAGGAUGGACCAACUGGUGAUAAAAGCCAUGUUUCGACUAGGGUCAUGGGGACAUAUGGAUAUGCAGCCCCUGAAUAUUUAGCCACUGGUCAUUUGUCAACCAAAAGCGACGUGUAUAGUUUCGGAGUGGUCCUUCUUGAAAUGUUGUCGGGCCGCAGAGCGGUAGACAAAAACCGACCUUUAGGUGAACACAGUUUAGUUGAAUGGGCCAAACCCUAUCUUCCUCACAAAAGAAAAAUUUUCCGUGUUCUAGAUAACCGUUUGGAGGGCCAGUACACUUUAGACGGAGCCCACACUACAGCUAACAUAGCCUUACGGUGUGUUUCAAUGGACCCACGGUUUAGGCCUACGAUGGAUGAAGUUGUCAAAGAACUAGAACUACUUCAAGAUCCAAAGGGAAUGGCACGGUUAAGAAGACAUUCAGCCAACGAGGCGCAAGGGAGGAGACUAGUGGCUCGAGAAGGCGCUGCUGCUAGCACUGGCCGUUCCACUGGUUAUCCAAGGCCUUCGGCUUCUAUUAUAUAUAGCAAGUGAGUUUAAAUACUGAAAGGAAGAAGAAUAAUGUGGGAUAUAUGUCUAGAUUGGCAAUGAUUUUGGCUGAAUGGUUGUAUAGAUGUAAUGGGUUAAUCUUAUUUGAGAAGAAAGAAGAUUUCUUGAUCUAAUUUGAGUUGAGUUUGUAUUUUA
Erigeron canadensis is the source of this 1750-nucleotide messenger RNA. Its product is annotated as probable serine/threonine-protein kinase PBL10. Lineage: Eukaryota; Viridiplantae; Streptophyta; Magnoliopsida; Asterales; Asteraceae. Gene Ontology annotation, molecular function: ATP binding; protein kinase activity. The record is from RefSeq and is a predicted model, not a curated record. Gene Ontology annotation, biological process: protein phosphorylation. Bases 389 to 1600 code for a protein of 403 amino acids. The transcript is spliced from 7 exons.